Molecule: messenger RNA, 3851 nt
Organism: Grammomys surdaster
Lineage: Eukaryota; Metazoa; Chordata; Mammalia; Rodentia; Muridae
Gene: Maco1
Product: macoilin 1
Exons: 11
Coding region: 172-2166 (664 amino acids)
Biological process (GO): neuronal signal transduction
Cellular component (GO): rough endoplasmic reticulum membrane
Source: RefSeq, a predicted model, not a curated record
GCGGAGGAGGCUCGGCGCCCCCCUCCUGCCCCCCCUCCCCCGGUGCUGGCUCCAUGUCUGUGUGACCGGCCGCAGGGGUAGAAUUCAGGCCCGACGCGGGGCAGGCGGCGGCGGCGGCUGAGGUAAGAGGCGGCGGCGGCGCGGCUCGGGCACCGGCCCCCCAGCGGGAGGAUGAAGCGGCGGAACGCCGACUGCAGUAAGCUCCGCCGCCCCCUGAAGCGGAACCGGAUCACCGAGGGUAUCUACGGCAGUACAUUUCUAUACCUGAAAUUCCUGGUAGUGUGGGCACUUGUCCUCUUGGCCGACUUUGUCCUGGAGUUCCGAUUUGAAUAUCUGUGGCCAUUCUGGCUUUUCAUCAGAAGCGUCUAUGAUUCCUUCAGAUACCAGGGACUGGCCUUCUCAGUAUUUUUUGUUUGUGUAGCAUUCACUUCAAAUAUCAUAUGUCUCCUCUUCAUUCCCAUACAAUGGCUUUUUUUCGCUGCUAGCACAUAUGUAUGGGUCCAGUACGUAUGGCACACAGAAAGGGGAGUGUGUUUGCCUACAGUGUCCCUCUGGAUACUCUUUGUUUAUAUUGAAGCAGCAAUUAGAUUUAAAGAUCUGAAAAAUUUUCAUGUAGACCUUUGUCGACCAUUUGCUGCUCACUGUAUUGGGUACCCUGUGGUGACUUUGGGCUUUGGCUUCAAAAGUUAUGUGAGCUACAAAAUGCGGUUAAGGAAGCAGAAGGAAGUUCAGAAGGAGAACGAGUUUUACAUGCAGCUGCUUCAGCAGGCCCUCCCUCCAGAGCAGCAAAUGUUGCAGAAGCAGGAGAAGGAGGCCGAGGAAGCAGCCAAAGGAUUGCCGGACAUGGAUUCCUCGAUCCUUAUACACCACAACGGAGGCAUCCCAGCCAACAAAAAACUUUCCACAACAUUGCCAGAGAUAGAAUAUCGAGAAAAAGGGAAAGAGAAGGACAAGGAUGCCAAGAAACACAACCUUGGAAUAAAUAACAACAACAUUCUACAACCUGUAGACUCUAAGAUACAAGAGAUUGAGUAUAUGGAAAACCAUAUCAAUAGUAAAAGAUUAAACAAUGAUCUUGUGGGAAGUACAGAAAAUCUCUUAAAAGAGGACUCAUGCACUGCUUCCUCAAAAAAUUACAAAAAUGCCAGUGGAGUUGUGAACUCCUCGCCUCGAAGUCACAGCGCUGCAAAUGGAAGCAUUCCUUCCUCGUCUAGUAAAAACGAGAAGAAACAGAAGUGCACCAGCAAGGGCCCGAGUGCACACAAGGACUUAAUGGAGAACUGUAUUCCUAACAACCAGCUGAGCAAACCAGAUGCGCUGGUAAGGCUGGAACAAGACAUUAAAAAGCUAAAGGCUGACCUGCAAGCCAGCCGGCAAGUGGAGCAGGAGCUGCGCAGUCAGAUCAGCUCCCUCUCAAGCACAGAAAGAGGGAUCCGCUCAGAAAUGGGCCAGCUCCGGCAGGAGAACGAGCUGCUGCAGAACAAGUUACACAAUGCUGUGCAAAUGAAGCAAAAAGACAAGCAGAAUAUCAGCCAGCUGGAGAAGAAGCUAAAAGCUGAGCAGGAAGCCCGGAGCUUUGUAGAAAAGCAGCUAAUGGAGGAGAAAAAAAGGAAGAAGUUAGAAGAAGCCACAGCUGCACGGGCUGUUGCCUUUGCUGCUGCAUCUAGGGGCGAGUGCACCGAGACCUUACGGAGUCGGAUCAGAGAGCUGGAAGCUGAGGGCAAGAAGCUCACAGUGGACAUGAAGGUGAAGGAGGAGCAGAUCAGGGAGCUGGAGCUGAAGGUUCAGGAGCUUCGGAAGUACAAAGAAAAUGAGAAGGACACCGAGGUAUUGAUGUCAGCCCUCUCCGCCAUGCAAGACAAAACACAACACCUAGAGAACAGCCUCAGUGCAGAGACAAGGAUCAAGCUGGAUCUGUUCUCUGCACUUGGUGAUGCAAAGCGGCAGCUCGAGAUUGCCCAGGGGCAAAUCCUUCAGAAAGACCAGGAAAUCAAGGACCUAAAACAGAAGAUAGCCGAAGUUAUGGCCGUCAUGCCCAGCAUAACAUACAGUGCCACCACCAGUCCCCUGAGCCCCGUGUCCCCCCACUACUCUUCCAAGUUUGUGGAGACCAGCCCCUCUGGACUUGAUCCUAAUGCCUCUGUCUACCAGCCCCUGAAGAAAUGAAGGCCAACUGUGUGCUUGCCCAACAUUUGGAACCAGAAGGCUUCGAAAAGCAGCGUCUCUGGCAGUCAAGAUAAAAAAGUUGAUAGUGUGUUUUGUGGGACUGUAUAUGUUGUCGUUUUUAAAGGGGGGAAAUAACAUCCAAGUCUGAUUAGAACCGCCCAUCAGUUGUUCUUGGAAGUUUUUAGAAGACCUCACAGGACUUUGCAGUUUAUUUUUCUUGGCCAACACAUUAAAACCAUUCUUGGAUUUCAAGUAGCCAAUUUUGCCUUUUUAUGUAUUUUUACAGUUUCCUCUUGAAGAAAAAAAAAAGCAGAGUUUUUUGCUUUUCAACUCUAUUUUGUUCUUAAAUAAGCAAGAAAAUUGCACGUUGUAUUCACAGAUGACAACAAAAGCUUAGUUUCUAUAGAGCGUGAGAGGCUAAACAGCCUGACAGCUCUGAUUCCAUAGCUGCAUUAAAGAUGAUUAUUUCCAUUACAGAGAAAAGAGUGAUUGCCCCUCUAAGGACCAGACAGAUUGAGAGAGUGUCACUUAAGCUGAGAGACUUAGGGGCGAGGCUGGCUUGCAAGCGUGUGACCGUGUGUGUGGAGUAUUGACAUUUCCAUCGCUGUCAGCUCUAGAGCACAUCCAGAGCAGUCUUUGCAUUACCCUGUUAAAAGACAUUUCAAGAGGAAACUUGAUCAUUUUCCACUCUAUCCCCUCCCCCAUCCAUCCCCUUUCCGUCAUCUGUCUUCUGUUUGUCGAGUUCACUGCUGAUCUCGUUGUACAGUGGUAGGUGGUUGGGCUGCUGGUCACCACGCCACCACUUGGGGAUUUUUUCCACGGGAAGCACACACACAGAGUUCUGUGCUUGCUGCCAGCGAAGCACCUUAGGAGGCAACCUGCUGGGCAGGAGAGAGGCCUAAGAUUGGCUAAUCAAUCAAAGCUGUGUCUAGGUGCAGCUCCCACGUGUCAUUUGCUGCUUUCUUCACCCUCCUCAUCUUGUGUUUGAUGGUUUACAGGUGCCUGCAGUUCCUCAGCUCUUGUGCCAAGGAGGAGUGGUUGUUGGUUUUUUUUGUUUGUUUGUUUUGAAGACUUAAACUCUGCAGAAAGAUACUGGUUCAACUGUGUAUUAUACGUUGGUAGAAAGUAUCUGCACAGACCUUUGAGAGAGUGUUAAGAAUCAGGGAGCGGGAGGGCAGGGGAGAGGAGGGGCAAAGCAGAGUUGCGUUUUGAAAGCUGGGAAAAUUAAGAAACCAAAUCGAUAGGCUUUGCUUCCAUGCUGUGUGUUCUGGAAGGACAUGGCUCUAAAAUUUCCUGUUGAUUGGCAUGUAUAUCUCAUUUAAAGCAAAUUAGGUAGGACAAACCAGUCAGUAAAAUUAGAAGUAUUACAGAGAAUCAUCCUUUUAAUCACAGAUCUUAUUUUGGAGUAAAACAAACUUCUAGCUUUAGCCAGGUGUGCAUGUUGCUGCCAUUUGCAUUUCUGAAUCAUCUUGUGUAAAUGUCACCAUGAAAGUGUUACUCAGAAUUGUCAUAGUUUUUUUUUUUCCCCAUCUUUGUGCUAAAACAUGGAAAAUUGUCACUAUGUUGAUGAGGUUUCCCCCAUUCUGCUGCCUUUGGGACACUGUUUUCGUUAAACUUGGUCUUGGCUGCAUUCUUUUUUUUCCCCUGUGGGGUUCAAGAGAAUAAACAUUUUCUUACUGAUAAAA